CAGUAAUGUUGCUUAAUAGCUAGGCGGGACCUAAACUUUCCCUUCUCUUUUAUGAUUGUCCUCAGUGCAUCCCUGUGUUUCUUGCCAUAUCCAUAAAAACAAAAGAUCUGAUUGCCUUCUCCUCUGGCUCCCGCAUCAUUGACAUUCAGCUGUGACAUUGUGAAGCCAGAAUUCAUUUUUUGCCAUGAAAUUAUUUGAUGUUUUAUCUGCACUCCUCUUCCUAGGGCUGUUGGUUGAUGCAGUUUCUCAAGAAAAAUUUAUAUCAGAAGCAGACUGUAUCGAAUGGGGAGCAAGAUGCACGAGAGAGCCAUGUGUCACAGAUAUGGUUUUCCAUGGACUGUGUGCGCCGAAUGUCAAUUGUUGCAAAAGAGAUCCUGUGCCACGUUGUACAGCCAGGAAAGGUACAUGCGUUGAAGAAUGUAGGAGAGAUCAUUCCUUCCUUGGGAGGUGUUCCAGGAAACGGGUAUGCUGCAGACCACCACAGCAUAACAAUGGAAGGCAUUGAGAUUCUGACUAUCAAACAUCUGGGACCUCAGAAAUCCAUCACUAAAUAAUUUAUGUGACUACAGAUAGCAAAAAAAAGGGAAAAUUUGAAUAUAUUUGGGAUGAGAGAUAAAAUCUGGAAAAAUAAAAUAGAUGACUGGGAAUAUCAAAGUUUUUGGUAGGUAUGAUGGUUCUGCUCAUUGACAUCUUUGCUAUCAUACAGAUAAAUAUGUUCUUUCUGUUUCUAUCAUUGUCAUAACCACCAUCAUCAAAACUAACAUAAUGUGAAUGUGACAACUAAAAGGGAAAUAAAGAAUCUCAGAAGCAUUUCAGACAAUUAGGCAGUUUUGACUAAAACUUACAAUGGAUCUACUGUCCUCCUGAUAUUCACCAUUCUCUACUUGAUGUGACUCAUAAAAGAGGAAUUUUAAAACAAUGAACAAAACAUCAAUAAAAUAAGAUUAAAAUCUCUUCAGCUUUCAUUGUUCAAAGA
Anolis carolinensis (green anole) is the source of this 976-nucleotide messenger RNA. RefSeq names its product helofensin-3. The transcript has 5 exons. The record is from RefSeq and is a predicted model, not a curated record. NCBI's taxonomy places the organism in Eukaryota, Metazoa, Chordata, Lepidosauria, Squamata, Anolidae. The coding region runs from base 237 to 554 and encodes 105 amino acids.